Messenger RNA from Necator americanus (New World hookworm), 258 nucleotides. RefSeq lists its product as uncharacterized. The record is from RefSeq and is a predicted model, not a curated record. Bases 1 to 258 code for a protein of 85 amino acids. Lineage: Eukaryota; Metazoa; Nematoda; Chromadorea; Rhabditida; Ancylostomatidae. The transcript has a single exon.
AUGAUGCGCACUCCAUGCGAACUACCAAACGACAAAAAAAAACUACAUGACUACACGGACUACAAGACGGUCCAGCGGGGAGUACCACUAGCCACCGCCCAAAACCUGCGACUACACGGCAGGAAAGGUGAAUCACUCGCUGCUACCAGCAAGCGUUGCGCAGUGGAAGCAGCUCUCGACCCAAGCAAAGAGCAAGUACCACCUCUAAUAACUGAUCUGGGCGUCGCUCUCACCGGGAGUGUCGACAGGCCGAAUUAA